UUCAGUAAAAGUGUUUAAUCGUGCUACGCCAUUGCUGUUUUUGCCCUGCGGAUACACACGUAAGAGUACUGAUGAAGAAUUUUACAUUGCCAAAUACUUCCUUCCAGAGCUUGCCCGGCUAGAGGAGCAGUAUAAACUCGUCCUUCUCCAACAGAAAUAUAUGACAGUGCUAUUGGACAGAUAUACAACUGACCCGCACUUCACCCUGUCCAAAGAUUCAACCAGGGUUCUCUGGGACAAGGAUGUGGAGGAUGAUCCCGUCUCCUGGAAGAAAAACUCUAAUACAUGGACUGUGUGGGGGUCAGAGGGAUUCACAGGUGGUUGUAAAUACUGGGAAGCAGCUGUGAGCCCGGGCACCGUGUGGAGCAUAGGUCUGGCCCAGCAACAUAUGGCCACAGGCCGCUGGGACAGGCUACUGACAAAGGAUGGUUACUGGACCUUGAUGCUAUGGAACAGAAAGUCACUGGGACGUCAAAUCCGCACCCUGGGAACAUCUAUCAUAAUAGCAGAGCUGUCUAAGGUUGGGGUUUAUCUGGACUAUGAGGGAGGAAAGGUCUCCUUCUAUAACCUGGAAAACUCCUCCCACCUCUACACCCAUAAUGACAAGUUCACUACCCCACUCUUCCCCUUCUUCAAGCUUUGGGUCGGCACCUUCAAAGACUCUAGUUUGACCGUUUCCUAGAUGGACCCCACUCUGGUUAACAGCCAGGCAGACUCCACCAAGCAAAACCUUUAGUUCCCAAAAUAAUCUGUAAAUUGCACCUUUUAAUUGACGUGGAACUGGCACCUGACCGGCCUGUAGUCAGCAGAUGGACUAUAUUGUCCUCAAUACAGAGAGUAGGUGCUUGGAGGUCUCUCUAUGACCAUGGUUCCAUCUCCCUCAGCCUCUCUGUUACCUCCGCCAUUCAUCUGUUGCUCUCCCUCUUUCUCUAUCCCUUCAUAUCCAGCUUUUUCUUCUGCUUUUAACCUCUUCCACCUAACACCGCCCAGUUUCUCACUUUCAGACGCAGAAUCAAGUUGAAUUUUUUUUGUUUUGCAGCUGCAGUACAUUGCAAUCCAUGUAAUAAAAAAGUUAUAAAUUACCAUGAAAAAAAUAUAUAAAAUAAAUCUAAAUAAGUAGUGUAAAAAGAGAACAAAAUGAAAAUAAAGUACUGAGGAGGGUAUAUGGGUUCAUUGUCCAUUCAGAAAUCUGAUGAUGGAGGGGAAGAAGCUGUUCCACUGAAUGUACGACUUCAAGCUCCUGUACCUCUUCCUUGAUGGUAGCAAUAAGAAGAGGGCAUGUCUUGGAUGAUUGAGGUCUUUAAGAACAGAUGCCUCAUUUUUGAGAUAUCGCCUUUUGAAGAUGUCUUCAAUGCUGGGGAGACCAGUGCUCGUGAUGGAGCUGGCUGAGUAUGCAGCUUUUUCCAAACCUGUGCAGUCACCCUCCUU
Molecule: messenger RNA, 1428 nt
Organism: Hypanus sabinus (Atlantic stingray)
Lineage: Eukaryota; Metazoa; Chordata; Chondrichthyes; Myliobatiformes; Dasyatidae
Product: E3 ubiquitin-protein ligase TRIM69-like
Exons: 3
Coding region: 161-682 (173 amino acids)
Molecular function (GO): protein binding
Source: RefSeq, a predicted model, not a curated record